Epinephelus lanceolatus (giant grouper) is the source of this 2831-nucleotide messenger RNA. RefSeq names its product 5'-nucleotidase domain containing 3 (gene nt5dc3). Lineage: Eukaryota; Metazoa; Chordata; Actinopteri; Perciformes; Serranidae. The record is from RefSeq and is a predicted model, not a curated record. Gene Ontology annotation, molecular function: 5'-nucleotidase activity.
AUGGCGCCCUUGUCUCUGCCGCUGUCGUCUCUGCUGAAGCACCGGGACUGUCUGCACAUGGCCAAUAUCUUCUGUAACGUCUUUCAGAGUUUACACCACCGGCCGCUCACAUCGCGUUCAUGGAGACGGAAUUUCGGAGCGGUGGCCAAUGGAGUCGGACAACUCCUGUCACUGCGACCCAGAGCCAAAAACUACGCAGCAUCUGUUUGUAGCAGCUCAUCGGACGGUCCGGACAUGACAGAGAGGCUGUGGAGUGUUUACAAUGAGACCAAGAGGCAGAUUGAAGAUUUGAUCCCAGCCAUCGCCACCAACUCAGUCAACCCUGACACCAUUUUUGCCAACAACGAGAUGAGCCUGCGAGACACAGAGAUCUACGGCUUCGACUACGACUACACCCUGGCAUUCUACUCCAGGCACCUCCAUACCCUCAUCUUCACUAUCGCCCGGGACAUCCUCAUCAGUAACCAUAGGUAUCCAGAGGGGCUGCGAAAUUAUGAGUACAUCCCUAAUUUUGCAGUAAGAGGACUUCACUAUGAUGUACAGAAGGCAAUGCUGAUGAAGAUAGAUGCUUUUCACUACAUCCAGUUGGGAACUGUAUACAGGGGUCUUCAUCCAGUUCCUGAUGAGGAAGUAAUUGCCAUGUAUGAAGGUUGUCACGUACCUCUAGAGAACAUGAGCGACUUCUAUGGCAAGAGUUCCCAUGGCCACACCAUGAAACAGUUCAUGGAUAUAUUCUCCCUGCCUGAGAUGACCCUCCUGUCCUGUGUCAAUGACUUCUUCAUGAGGCAUAACAUCGACUAUGAGCCAGUGCAUCUUUACAAAGAUGUAAAGGAAGCCAUUAGAGAUGUUCACGUCAAGGGCAUUAUGUACCGAGCCGUGGAGGCAGACAUUGAGAAAUACAUUUGCUAUGGCGAGCAGAGCCACGCUGUGCUGAAGAAGCUGUCAGAGCAUGGAAAAAAGAUGUUCCUCAUUACCAACAGCCCGUUUGACUUUGUGGACCGAGGAAUGACCUACAUUGUAGGGAAGGACUGGCGGGACCUAUUUGAUGUUGUGAUCGUUCAGGCCGACAAACCUGGUUUCUUCAACGACAGGAGAAAACCUUUCAGGCGAGUGACAGACAAAGGCGCGCUGCUGUGGGACAGGAUUCACAAGUUGGAAAAAGGAAAGAUCUACAAACAGGGAAAUCUUUACGAGUUCCUGAGACUCACCGGCUGGAGAGGAUCCAAAGUGCUCUAUUUUGGUGAUCACAUCUACAGUGACUUGGCAGAUUUGACACUAAAACAUGGCUGGAGGACAGGCGCCAUCAUCCCUGAGCUGAGGAAGGAGAUCAAGAUCAUGAACACAGAGCAGUACGUGCACAUGAUGGCCUGGGUACAGGCACUGACUGGACUCAUCGAGCAGAUGCAGGUACACAGAGAUCCGGCAUCACAGGCUGUCGUCGAGGAGUGGAUCAGAGAAAGAGAAGCCAUGAGGUCACAGACGAAGGACAUCUUCAACUCUCAGUUCGGGAGUCUCUUCCGGACGUACCACAACCCCACCUACUUUUCACGCCGACUCUCGCGCUUUGCUGAUAUCUACAUGGCCUCCAUCAGCUGCCUGCUCAACUACGACCUCAAGCAUACCUUUUUCCCUCGCCGUACUCCCCUGCAGCACGAGUCCCCCUUCUGCCCUGAACACAGCCCUGCAGAUAUCAGCGUCUCCUCGCAGCUCAGCAGGACCAAAGCAGAGUCCGAUUAGAGAGAAAGAGGAUUCAACAGGGUUCAAAAAUACAGACUAAGAUUGAAUGAUCUCAGUUGCUGACUUAAUUAUUUCAUUUUUUUUAAUUUAGGUUUUGAGACAUGGCAUUUUAGAAGAUGCAUGACACAUUUUAAGCUAUAAUUGGUAACAGUCGUGUAAACUGUUUGUGUUUAUUAAGCUUUAAGAUAGUGAAGAACAGGCUCUCAAGGAGUUCAGUCAUCAAAAUGACACGACAGAAAUGUUUUCACUUAAAACCUGGACACCUUGUAUUUUACAUUUGUAUCACACAGAAUUUAAAACAUUGAAUGCACUGAUUGUUUUAGGUUUGCAUUUGUGUGCGUGUGUCUGUGUGUGUAUGAGAGAGUAGGGUAGUAAGAAAUUAUGCAAAGAUGAUGUAUUUACACAGUCUAAACAACAGGGGGCAGUCGCACAUCAUGUCUGUAACUUGAAUUUUACACCCUGCCUGUACAUUUGCUUUUUUAUCCUCUGCAUCUGUAAAACUGUAAGAGACUGUCCAUUAAUUUACAUUACAAACUGCUGUGUUGCCUUAAUCUCUUCUUCACAUUACUGCAAUGUAUAUAUUUUUGUAAUAGCCUAAUCAUGUAAUCUAUUGCAGUCAAGCUUUUCAAAUUUUUCAUUUUAGUUUAUUUCAUUUUUGGACUUCUCAUUGUGGUAACACGCUGCACAUGUAUGUUCUGACAGCUAAUUACUAAAACCAGCUCCGCACAACACAGCCUGUACUGUAUGUUUAAUUUCAGCACAUGAGAAAUGUUAACAUUUGUCAGGAAAAAAAACAGAGCCUCGUUUCUAUAUUUAGCAGGCAUGUUGUUAUUUGAUCUGUUAAGGCAGUGUCGAGUUUCAUGUGUUUGACACUUCUGCAGAAAAUGCGUGAAAUGUUUUCUCACAUGCUGGGAUGAAUGCUGGAGAGUUAAUGUAUCUGAUGUAUAAUCUGGGAAAAAAAGGGAAUUUAUAAAUAUCAGUGGCCACAUCCAAGACCUCAUCCUCAUGGUUUGUUUGUGUUUCUGCAGUUUAAAUAUGAUGUUGUAUAUUUUUUUUUCACUAUUUAUUAAAAUGGAAAUGGAUUAAUGAUCGUA